Messenger RNA from Aspergillus ruber CBS 135680, 2508 nucleotides. RefSeq lists its product as uncharacterized. NCBI's taxonomy places the organism in Eukaryota, Fungi, Ascomycota, Eurotiomycetes, Eurotiales, Aspergillaceae. Bases 1 to 2508 code for a protein of 835 amino acids. The transcript is spliced from 3 exons. The record is from RefSeq and is a predicted model, not a curated record.
AUGAAGUACGACAUCCCGACCCUCCUGGCUCUCAGCCGGAACGCUCGCAUAGAUGUUGAGAAGUUCAUCUCGCGGCAACUAAUUCCUCUCCCUACGUACACAGACAACCUGAUCCGCCGGCGCAAAGCGAGCUCGAAUGUCUUGACUGAAAUCUCGGUCAACCAUUCGAGAGACGCAUCCAACCACUCCUUGCAGUUUGAGAAACCUCGCACAGGUUCGGGUACCCAGCUAAGACGCCCUUCUCGCCAACCUCACGAUCCACCACAAGGAGUUAUUACUCAGUCCGAUCACGGUUUUACCCGGUUUCUGAAGGAGCACUCCUCCCCCAAGCACCAGCGCGUCACAGCCGGAGGUCGAAUCGUACCGAUGGAUUCUCUCGGUCCUGCUCCAAAGAUGCAACUGCCGGUGGACCAACAGGGCGUCUCGGCUACCCUGUUUCAGAACGAAGCGACAACCAAGGAGCCAGAGAAGAACCCUAACCCAACCACGGAUCUAAAUUCCAACGUCAGCAACUCUUCGACACUAUUCUCAAUUUCUGGAGGCAUUUUCCCAGAGCAUACAAAGUUAUUCAGUGGAAGUGGCACUUUGGCUUCGCAGUUUCAGCUUCCGGGUCUUUUUCCAAGCAUAACGCCGGGCCCUGUCACGCCUGCAAUGCUCCUACAGCCCAAUAUGUCUUUGCCGUCGGGCGGACAGCAUUUUGUUCAUCCAGAGAACCAGUCUUCAGACUGUUUCUCUCUCUUUCCAAACUGCAGUCCAUAUGGGUUGGGAGCAGAGCAGACCAGUUGGUUUCCGAGUGCAAACCAAGGCUUGAACUAUCAUGGCUCCUCCAUUCCCUUCAUGCCAGCGGCAAGUCAGCCUAACUCGUCAAACUCGGGGUCUUCAUCGGAAUUCUCAACAGGCAGUGGCCUUAGCAACGCUACUACUGCGUUCAGUACAAUCUCGACUGGUCUCGAUCCUUUUUACCAGACCACUGGAUUGUUCUUUGGGCCACCAUUUGCUGCACCUCAGACAUCAGCAUUUAAGCAGCCUUUAAAUGUCCCCAACGUCGCCCCAGGAGUACCACAUGGAAAAUCGUUGCAAGAGGCCACCAAAGAGCAUGUAUCUCUUUCCGCAGAGCUUUCUCGUCUCGACAGAUACAUGGCCAUGCACACUUGGGAUCUGGACCCUAACCAGAAGCAACUGUUGGUUGAACAGCGCAUUAAGCUGGUUCGGGACCUGGAUGCUGUGCGGACGUACAAGGAGCAACUGGAGUCAAUAUAUGGGCCGAUGAAGUCGAGCAUGGCAAAGGCACCACAUGUAUCCCCGUCUGACGCACGAAUUCACUCCAGUCGUUGUAAUUCGGGAAAUGUUGCAAAUGGUAGCACUGCAUUACCGAAUCGUGCUUCCGGUCCUACCGGCCACCCUGUUCCGUCAACACAAGGAGCUACCAAGUCUAGAAACACAUCCUCGACAGUCCCAUCGGUUGACCAACAAUCCAGACCAGCAUCCCAACGACAAAAGAAGGAGAACAAGAAUUCGCUCGAAGUCAAGAAGCGUACUUCGACAAAGAAAGAUUCCUCGUACGAAGCCAAACUGCAGAGUCGCCCUAAGGGAGCGAGUAUCAAUCAGAAAUUCGGGCAGCAGGAGACACAGACCAAGCCAGCCUAUCAAAACGACGUGCCUACACUCCUUGGCAAUACUGAUGGAUGGACUACACCUACUAGAUCAGCACCCCCGGAGAUUCGCACGGUCUAUCGCAAAAUCGAGGAAGCCACCAAGCGCGGUGCCCCAUUGGACGGAUUGCUCCAAGAACUUGCUGCAGUCACCGCGCACCUUGUGAAAAAAGCCAGCGAAGAGAGCGACGGAUCGCCUCGCCCGAAGCUGAAGAGGAUGCAAAGAGAAAGUUCACAGGGCCAGACCGAAGGUGAAGCAGACACAGCAAGAGUCUUCCCUCAAGCUACCGGGGGAGGUGAACGACCAACAAGACUUGCGGCAAGGAGACAAUGGGCAUCGGAGGAACAGCCUCGGGCAUCUGCGAAGGUUAUAAUCACAUACGAGACGGAAGACGAUGGGGCAUCAUGGUCGUCCUAUUCCACGACUGAUUCAUGGGCUACCAUGCAAGAAGGAGACAAAGGCCAAGAUGCAUCGAAAAGCGCCGCGAAGACUGGAGGCCAAGUGCAGAAAAAGCUCGAUACUCUUGGAUGGAUCCAGAGUACAAGCCCCGAUCGCAUGGUUCCACAGCAACUUCGCCAGUCUAGCAACUCUAGUUCUGGUAACAGCAAAGCACCGAGUCACACAGAGAGCACGAAACAGAAUCACCAUCCGUUUCUGAAGCAGUAUUUUAGCAAAGACUGUGAAGGCUUAGUCCCACAGAAGUCGGCUGCCCUGGCAACAUCUCAGAAUGUGAAUGCCCACGCUUGUCUUCCUCAAUUCGACGGUGCGGAAGACACACCGAGUGUUUUGACCUUGGGUCCGUGUUCCACGGUGCUCCGACAGUCAUUCCAGCGUAUCAGCGAAAACGACAGAUGA